GUUAAAAAUAAUUGAUGUAGGUUUUAAUAGCAUAGUAUUAAUAGUUUUAAUGGGAUAAUAUACUGAAUAUUAACAUUUAGAGUGAUUAACAUGAAUAUGAAAGUUUCAUAUUUGAACACAACGGUCAUCGUCGCAUGAAUAUGAUGAACAUGAUUUUGAAAUCUCAUACAAGGCGCGGAGCGGAAAGUCUUCGUGACGUAAACUCUCUUCUGAUUGGACGAUCACCGUUACGCUCAAUGUGACCAAUCCGGAAGCAGCAGGUUGGUGUAUAUAUAUACGGUUGUCGGCCUCAGCUAGAUACUUUUCUUUCUGCUUGAAAAACACAAACUUACAACAUGUCUGGACGUGGUAAGACCGGAGGAAAGGCCAGAGCAAAGGCCAAGACCCGCUCCUCCCGGGCCGGGCUUCAGUUCCCCGUCGGCCGUGUCCACAGGCUGCUGAGGAAGGGCAACUACGCCGAGCGUGUCGGUGCCGGAGCUCCCGUCUACCUGGCGGCGGUGCUCGAGUACCUGACCGCUGAGAUCCUGGAGCUGGCGGGAAACGCAGCCCGCGACAACAAGAAGACCCGCAUCAUCCCCCGCCACCUGCAGCUGGCUGUCCGCAACGACGAGGAGCUCAACAAGCUGCUCGGCGGAGUCACCAUCGCUCAGGGAGGCGUGCUGCCCAACAUCCAGGCGGUGCUGCUGCCCAAGAAGACCGAGAAGCCCGCCAAGAAGUAACCGGGACCUCGCUGCUCCAAACACAACGGCUCUUUUAAGAGCCACACACUCUUUCUCAAAGAUCAAACAUCUUCCUGUUCUCAACCACAACACCAUUUACUACAACACUUCACACAUCAAUCACAUCUGAUUGAGUAUAUGAGUGAAAGUGUUUUAUAG
Seriola aureovittata is the source of this 878-nucleotide messenger RNA. Its product is annotated as histone H2A-like. The coding region runs from base 336 to 719 and encodes 127 amino acids. The record is from RefSeq and is a predicted model, not a curated record. The transcript has a single exon. Gene Ontology annotation, molecular function: DNA binding; protein heterodimerization activity; structural constituent of chromatin. Gene Ontology annotation, cellular component: nucleosome. Lineage: Eukaryota; Metazoa; Chordata; Actinopteri; Carangiformes; Carangidae.